This is a messenger RNA of Thrips palmi, 2872 nucleotides long. It is a transcript of the gene Mcm6, whose product is annotated as DNA replication licensing factor Mcm6. The transcript is spliced from 13 exons. Gene Ontology annotation, molecular function: single-stranded DNA binding; ATP binding; single-stranded 3'-5' DNA helicase activity. Bases 179 to 2599 code for a protein of 806 amino acids. Gene Ontology annotation, biological process: DNA replication initiation; double-strand break repair via break-induced replication; mitotic DNA replication. Gene Ontology annotation, cellular component: MCM complex; nucleus. NCBI's taxonomy places the organism in Eukaryota, Metazoa, Arthropoda, Insecta, Thysanoptera, Thripidae. The record is from RefSeq and is a predicted model, not a curated record.
CGAGAAAGGCUGAUGAUUUCCCGCCAAAGUGCAGCCGGUCCCGAAGGACGUUUAUUGUUCCAAGUUGCCGCAACGUUGUAUCGAGGUAGAAAUUCGAGCAACAAUUUGGCCUGUCGUGUGGUGAUUUUCCUUCGAACGACAGUGUUGCGCCUGUCACUGGUGUGCCGCACGCGUAAAGAUGGACGUAGCUGACGCUCAAGUUGGAGGAAAUCGCGUUCGGGAUGAUGUUGGAGUUCGGUGUCAGAAGCUGUUCCAGGACUUUUUGGAAGAGUUCAAGGAAGAUGGUGUGGUCAAGUACCUGGACCCUAUCCAGCAGCUUAAAGAGCCUGAACGCAGUACUCUUGAAGUUAGUUUCGAUGAUGUUGAAAAAUACAAUCAAAACCUUGCCACCACUAUCAUAGAAGAAUACUACAGAAUUUAUCCUUUCCUUUGCCAAGCUGUGCGCAACUUUGCCCAUGAUCGGGGUGAAGCCAGGAAAGAUAAGGAUUGCUAUGUGAGCUUUGUUGACGUUCCUACGAGGCACAAAGUCAGAGAACUGAAUACUAACAAAAUUGGCACCUUGAUCCGUAUUUCUGGUCAGAUUGUGAGAACUCAUCCUGUCCACCCUGAACUUGUCAUGGGUACAUUUGUCUGUCUUGAUUGUCAGACAGUUGUUCCUGAUGUUGAACAGCAAUUCAAAUUCACAAACCCCACAAUAUGCAGAAAUCCUGUCUGCAGCAACCGUCGCCGCUUUAUGUUGGAUAUUGACAAGUCAACUUUUGUUGACUUUCAAAAGGUUCGCAUUCAAGAAACACAGUCUGAACUGCCCCGUGGUACAAUUCCUCGAAGUGUGGAAGUUAUUUUGCGUGCUGAGAUUGUAGAAACUGUUCAAGCUGGUGAUCGUUAUGAUUUUACGGGAACCUUGAUUGUUGUUCCUGAUGUUGGUGUAUUGGCCAAUCCUGGAACUCGUGCUGAAUUGAACUCUCGCCACAAAGGGGGUGAUAGUCAGCCAGAGGGUGUUCGUGGUCUAAAGGCUCUUGGUGUUCGUGAACUUAACUACCGCAUGGCUUUCUUAGCAUGCAGUGUAGCUGCUACCAAUACUAGGUUUGGUGGAGUUGAUACACUUGGGGAGGAAAUGUCAGCAGAACUGAUGAAGAAGCAAAUGACUGAUGCUGAGUGGGACAAAAUUUAUGAGAUGAGCCGUGACCGCCAAUUAUACACCAAUCUGGUGAACAGUCUGUUUCCUUCCAUUCAUGGCAAUGACCAGAUUAAAAAGGGGAUUGUUUUAAUGCUCUUUGGUGGAGUACCCAAAACCACUCAUGAAGGAACUACCCUCAGAGGAGACAUCAAUUGUUGCAUUGUUGGAGACCCUAGCACUGCCAAAUCACAGCUGCUGAAACAAGUGGCAGACUUUAUUCCUCGAGCAGUGUACACUUCAGGCAAGGCAUCCACAGCUGCAGGUCUGACAGCUGCUGUUGUGAGAGAUGAGGAAUCCAAUGAUUUUGUUAUUGAGGCUGGCGCCCUCAUGUUAGCUGAUAAUGGAGUCUGUUGCAUUGAUGAAUUUGAUAAGAUGGAUCCUCGUGAUCAAGUUGCCAUUCAUGAGGCUAUGGAACAGCAAACUAUUUCAAUUGCCAAGGCAGGUGUAAGAGCAACUUUAAAUGCCAGAACAUCUAUUCUUGCUGCUGCCAACCCUAUUAAUGGACGUUACGACAGGUCAAAGUCUCUGGCACAAAAUGUUAUGUUAUCAGCUCCCAUCAUGUCACGUUUUGAUUUGUUUUUCAUCCUUGUUGAUGAGUGUAAUGAGGUUCUUGAUUAUGCCAUUGCAACUAAAAUCCUUUCACUGCACUCUGGUGUUGAUGAUACUGUAGAAAGAGUGUAUUCUCAGGAAGAGGUUCUGCGCUACAUCGCAUUUGCACGCCAAUUCAAACCAGUCAUCAAUGAGGGUGCAUCUUCUCUCUUAGUUGACCAGUAUUGUCAGCUGCGCCAGAGAGAUGGCCAGGGAGCUGGUAAAUCAACUUGGAGGAUUACAGUGAGGCAGCUGGAGAGUAUGAUUCGCCUUUCAGAGGCAAUGGCGAAAAUGGAAUGUUCAGAUGAAGUUCAAGAGCGUCAUGUUUCAGAAGCUUUCCGUCUUCUAAACAAGUCGAUUAUUCGGGUGGAACAGCCUGAUAUUAACCUUGAGGCAGAUGAAGAUGAACCUAUGGAGCUUCCUCCAGAAAAUGGAGAAAAUGGUGUGAAUGAGGAUGAUCCUGAAGAAGUCCAGCCCAAGAAGAAAUAUACAUUAACAUUUGACGAGUACAAAAAUUUGUCAAACUUGCUAGUUAUCUUCAUGCGUCGUCAGGAACAGCAUGCGGAGGAAGGUGACUUUGAAGAGGGCAAAGAGAGGGGAGUUAAAAAGAGUGAAGUUGUAGCAUGGUAUCUCGACAAUGUCAUUGAUCAGAUAGAAACAGAAGAGGAGCUUGUGGAAAGGAAAGCUCUGAUUGAGAGGGUCAUUGACCGUUUAACUUACCAUGAUCAAAUUAUCAUUCCACUCAUGAAAACUGGUCUUUCUGGACGCGAUGAAGAGUCACAAGAAGAAGAUCCACUUUUGGUUGUCCACCCCAACUACAUUGUUGAUGCCUAAGCUGUCUUAUGUGUCCCUAUCCAUUCUCUGGUUGUGAAAUUGCAUGCUUUCAAAUUAAGCAAUUCAAUUCAAUUCAUGCCAUGUUUUUUUUGUGUAGAUACGACGUGUAUAAUUUUAAUCCUAGAUUUUAUCUUAGAUAUUAUUAAGUGAUGAAAGUCAGUACUUUCUGACCAGCUGUGCCUUAAGUAACAUAUUUAUUUUAAGUGUAGAAUGAUUGCGGUAAGGUGAAUGAUUGUGGCCAAGUGACAAUAAAUUAAGAAAAGUGUGUCUUUA